This is a messenger RNA of Canariomyces notabilis, 1503 nucleotides long. RefSeq names its product MFS general substrate transporter. Gene Ontology annotation, biological process: transmembrane transport. Gene Ontology annotation, molecular function: transmembrane transporter activity. The record is from RefSeq and is a predicted model, not a curated record. Bases 1 to 1503 code for a protein of 500 amino acids. The transcript has a single exon. Lineage: Eukaryota; Fungi; Ascomycota; Sordariomycetes; Sordariales; Chaetomiaceae.
AUGAAGAUCCCGGGGAAUGUGGACGACACCCUCCAAGAGGCUACCGAGCAGACCCGGCUACUUGCUACUGGGGAUGUUGGGCCUAACACCGAGGCCGCUGAGCACCGCCGAGUUGCCGGGGAUGACGAGGAGGACAAGCCCAUGCCCGUGGUGCAGAUUCUGCUGCUCUGCUACGCGCGCUGGGUUGAGCCGGUUGCCUUCUUCUCCAUCUUCCCUUACAUCAACCAGAUGGUCCAGGAGAAUGGCAAUCUUGACAAUGCCGAUGCAGGCUUCUACAGCGGCCUGGUCGAGUCCAUCUUCUCCCUGACCCAGAUGUUCGUCAUGAUCAUGUGGGGAAGGGCGGCAGACCGCUUCGGCCGCAAGCCUGUGCUCGUCCUGUCGCUGAUCGGCGUGUCGUUAGCGACGGCCCUGUUCGGCAUGGCCAAGACCAUCUGGCAGACGAUCCUCUUCCGCAGUCUGGCCGGUGUCUUUGCCGGGACCAUCGUGACCAUCCGGACCAUGUUUUCUGAACACAGCACCGCCAAAACACAGGCACGGGUUUUUAGUUGGUUCGGCUUCACGGGGAACCUGGGAAUUCUGUUCGGGCCCCUUAUCGGCGGUGCCCUGGCCGACCCGGCCAGACAGUACCCCGGCGUUUUUGGAAACGUCCAACUCUUCCUCGACUACCCUUACCUACUUCCCAGCUUGACCGUGGGCGCCAUUGGGCUAUCCGCGGUGGUCGUUACGGUCCUCUUUGUUGAAGAGACGCUGGUAAAGGACCAAAAAGGCAGCGGCCGCGAAGAAUGGGGGGUCCGCAAGCCUAAGCCGCUCUCCACGUGGGAACUCGUCAGGUCGCCUGGCAUUCCCAUCGUACUCUACGUGUACGCACACAUCAUGCUCCUCGCCUUCGCCUACACAGCUAUUGUGCCGGUAUUCUGGUUCACCAAGGUCGAGCUAGGCGGAUUUGGCUUCUCUCCGCUGCAGAUCUCGCUCAUGCUGGCCCUGAACGGCCUGUCGCAAGCUGCAUGGGGUUUGCUUGUCUUUCCGCCUCUCCACCACCGUAUUGGCACCAAUGCGGUCCUACGGGGAUGCGCCAUAGCCUAUCCCUUUCUCUUCCUCGGGUUCCCCUUCCUCAACAUGCUCCUGCGCGAAGGCAGCGAUGCUAGCGUUACAAUUUUCUGGAUUGUCACGCCCACCCUAUUGAGCAUCGGCUGCGGAGUCAGCAUGUCGUUCACGGCAAUUCAACUAGCGAUCAACGAUGUUUCGCCAAGCCCUGUGACGCUGGGCACGCUCAACGCCGUCGCGCUGUCCAUUGCCAGCGGAGUACGGUCUUUCUCUCCUGCCCUGUUUUCGAGUCUGUUUGCGCUCGGUGCGCGCACCCAACUGUUUUGGGGCUACGCCAUCUGGGUUCUGAUGGCUAUGCUUGCUUUUGGUUUGACCAUUGCCAGCAGCUACCUGCCGGACUAUGAAGACCUGAAGAGGGAAAGGGAGAGGGGAAGGGAGGAGGAUAGAAGGAUAGACUAG